Messenger RNA from Punica granatum (pomegranate), 738 nucleotides. The record is from RefSeq and is a predicted model, not a curated record. NCBI's taxonomy places the organism in Eukaryota, Viridiplantae, Streptophyta, Magnoliopsida, Myrtales, Lythraceae.
AUGGAACUCACAGAACCGAAUAGAUGUAACUAUCGUCAGGGCCGCCGGAAGAUGCAGAUAAAGAAGAUCGAGGAUGAGCGUCAUCGGUUCCUUAUGUUCUUCCGCCCUUCUGCAUCUUAUAACGUCUAUUACUCGUGUCGGGCCAUGAUCUAUAAGAAGGCAAGCGACCUAGCCAUAUGUGGAGCUGAAAUUGGGAUUGUGGUGCUCUCACCAACAGGGAAGCCCUUCACUUUUGGGAUUCCGACAAUAGAAGCGUUGGUGGAGAGAUUCCUCAACAGGAACACACCUGAGCAGCCGCUAGAUGAUGGUGGCAUGAAGCAGAAGCUGGAGGCCCAACAAAGAACAAGGAUUGAGAAACUGAGACAAAACAUUAACAAGACCCUCUUCAAACUAGAGGCUGAGACGAAGCAUGAGAAGUCGCUCAAGCAAAUAAUCAAGGCCGCCCGGGAAGCCAAUGUGCAAAGGGGCGAAGUUGGUUGGUGGGAUGCUAAGAUUGAAGCGCUCACUCCUGCGCAACUUGAGCAAGUAUCUGCAUCCAUAGAACAAUUCUAUGGUGAUCUUAUGAAACACAUGAAAAAAGGCAGCAGUCACAACCACAACCCCAGCAACAAUAACGGUCAAGAUAGCAAUAACGUGGUCACUUCAACCGACUCACUAUUGGAAGCUCUGAAUUUCGAUGAUGAUAAUGUUAGCGGCUUCGAAAUAGGAAAUGAGGCAUAUCAAGAUGGACAGUUGUAA